AUGGGAGCCAGUAUGUCCCGGGGAGAUGUCGCUGUGGAGGGCAAAGCUGCGGCUGAUCCUGCUGCUGCCAAAGCCAAUGGCCAGGAGAACGGCCAUGUGAAGACUAAUGGAGAUGUGUCGGCCAAACCCGACGGGGAGGCUGCUGCGGAUGGGAACGGCACUGCUGAGCCAGCCAAAGAGGGAGAGGAGGGCACCGGGGACGCCAUCGAGCCCGCCCCUGCUGCUGAAGGCGAGCCGGCCAAGGCGGAGGGAGAGCCCGUUAAGGAGAAGAAGAAGAAAAAGUUCUCUCUGAAGAACUCCUUCAAGUUCAAGGGCAUCUCUCUGAAGAAGAGCAAGAAGGGCAGUGAAGAGGGCAAAGAGGAGGCCACCUCGCCCUCGACUGAGGACAAGCCAGAGGAGAACGGCCAUGCGGCCAAAGAAACCAAAGAGGAGACACCAGCCGCCGCUGAGCCCAAGGAGGGAGAGGAGGCAGCAGCUGAGGCUGCUCCAGAGGCCGAGGCCAAGCCUGCGGAGGAGGCCCCUCCCACAGAAGCAGCCCCUGCUCCAGAGGCCCCUGCUGAGGACACGACACCUGCAGCUUCUGAGCCCGAGGCCAAGGCAGAGUGA
Molecule: messenger RNA, 606 nt
Organism: Knipowitschia caucasica
Lineage: Eukaryota; Metazoa; Chordata; Actinopteri; Gobiiformes; Gobiidae
Source: the annotation of a GenBank genome assembly